Messenger RNA from Blumeria graminis f. sp. triticale, 1425 nucleotides. Lineage: Eukaryota; Fungi; Ascomycota; Leotiomycetes; Helotiales; Erysiphaceae. The record is from the annotation of a GenBank genome assembly.
AUGCCUCAAAAAUACUUUAGCCCUGAAAACUCAUCAGAUAUCAGUGAAAAAAAUUACCCUCUUUCGGAUCAAAUUAAUAUUGCUAAUAGGGCAAGACACACUCAUUUAAAUAAACUAAUAAUCGAACGUCUACCGCUAGCCUUGCCGCCAUUCUCUCAAAAUCCAUCCGUCUAUGCCACGGGUCUGCUACAUUUUGCCCCAAUAUACAUUGCCUUUGAAGAAUUAUGGGAUAACAUUUUACAUCCUUCUCAGUGCAGCUCUAGUCUAAGGAGCUCUUUCCCGCCAAUUUCAUUUGAGACUGGACUACCAAAUCCAUAUACAGGCAGCAAUCCCUCCUCACCUAUCUCAGACUCACCUUCUCUUCCGGAUAUUCCGAGAAUAUGUUCGCGGAAAUCUUCGCUCCUUUGUAAAGUUCGACUUCCGGAACUAUUACGUACUGGAAGACUACGCUCUGAUCUCAAGAGAUUAAUAGGCGUAACAGAGGAUGAAGUUCAGGAACAAAUCAUGUUCGUUUCCACGACAGGAGCUCUAGCCAAAUUUCUAGAGCAUAUGAGGCAGAGCGUUACCGAAAAUCCUCACUUGCUGCUUGCAUAUGCCUGGGUUUUUUAUAUGGCACUGUUUUCUGGUGGUAGAUAUCUACGGGCUUCGCUAAAAGAAGCCGGUGGAAGUGGUGCGAAUUUUUGGGCCCAAAGUCCUUCGCCUUUCAGCUCAUACUCGAACAUGUGGACGAAUAGCAAGCGUGAAAAAUCACAGACACUCUCUGGGUCAGAUUCAAAAAGUAUAUCUAUCCUCACACCAGCCCCCCCAGCAAAUGAGGACGAGGAGAUGCUCUUCAAACUUAGCUUCUUUCAUUUUGUCGGUAAUGAUGACGGAGAGGAUAUCAAGCGUGAAUUCAAGCACAGAUUUAACGAGUCAGAAACGCUUCUAUCGGAUAAUGAGAAAUCUGAAAUUGUUUUGGAAUCUCAGUUAAUAUUCAAGUUUAUGAUCGAGAUAAUUGGAUAUUUAGACGAAGAGAUGAGCACACAGGAAGACGACCUUGAUAACUCAUCAUUACCGAGACAGUCAAGACUACUGAUGACUGCUCGAGAUAGUGUGAGCGUUGCUAAAGAACGGAUGUUACAAAGAAGUUAUUCAGAACCGUCUGGGCUAGGAGUCUCCGUUUCCAAAGCAGUCUCUUUUGAGCUGCCAUUUCCGACGCUCAAAAGUGCUAGAGCAGCAUCAGCAAGUCGCGCGUUGCAUGAAAAACAGAAAUCUAGAGCCCUUGGUUCAAAUUCAACUGGCUUUAAGUUGAUCGAAACUUAUAACCUUAUGUCAAUAUUACCGCUAAUAGGGUUAUUCCCUUUAAAAGAGCAAGGGAUCGAUAUUCUAUCAAGCAACUCGAACCAAAUGAGCAGAGUCCGGCUCAUCAUGGCCGCUCGCUUUUGA